GGCUUUUUGAGGUGCCUCCCCGGAAUACCGUGCUGGAGGCGUGUAUGCUCUGACAGAUGAGAGGCGGCCGCAGGGCGCCCGAAAGAUUUUCACGCAUGGAGUGCACGGAGUACGUGCUCCAUGCUCCUCCAUGAGUUCCAUGCACUCCAUGCCAUGCGCCCAGGGAAACCUUUUGAACUGCUCUGCACUUUCGAAGUACUUGAAGAUCUAGCAUUGAGUCCGCCACUCCUGAUGGAUAUGUUUGUGCACCUAGAUAAAGAUAAAGGAUGCGUAUUCUUUCGUGGAGGAUUGACAAAUGUAGAAAUUAUAGCUCUUUGGCAGCGCAGAAGAACAACUCGAACUACUUAGCUACAAGCCUGCCGCUCAUAUAUAAUUUUUCCAAAGUCGAAUGAAUAUCUGAAAGACAAGGCUCCUGUAGGGCAGGAGAAGCAGAAGUGUGCAGAUUUUCCGGGUGCCAAAGAACAAGGGCGGAGUAGAACAACUUGUCGCGUCAAAUGAAAUCUGCUAAACGUAAUAAAUCACGUAUUAGGGUUGUUUUCGUUCCGAACAACGAAAAUAGUACGUAGUAAACACGAACACAUCAACGAAAUUAUCGAAUGUCCGAUUGUAGUACUACAACGGGAAGCCAACACAUGGUCAACAACAUAUUUACCGCAAGACUCGUAGACGUGGUUG
Amoebophrya sp. A25 is the source of this 675-nucleotide messenger RNA. The record is from the annotation of a GenBank genome assembly. Lineage: Eukaryota; Dinophyceae; Syndiniales; Amoebophryaceae.